Messenger RNA from Medicago truncatula (barrel medic), 2367 nucleotides. Its product is annotated as dolichyl-diphosphooligosaccharide--protein glycosyltransferase subunit 2. Lineage: Eukaryota; Viridiplantae; Streptophyta; Magnoliopsida; Fabales; Fabaceae. Gene Ontology annotation, biological process: protein N-linked glycosylation. Gene Ontology annotation, cellular component: oligosaccharyltransferase complex; membrane. The record is from RefSeq and is a predicted model, not a curated record. The transcript is spliced from 19 exons. The coding region runs from base 107 to 2176 and encodes 689 amino acids.
AGUGGUAUAAUUAACUAGCUACAUCACACAUUUACACAGUCAGUAGUAGAAGUCGUCGUCUUCGAAGUGUAACAAACCACACUCUCUCUCCGAUCUCAUCUCAUCCAUGGCUACAACCGCCGUAGGAGCAGCAGCGUUUCUCCUGCUGCUACUUCUCCCUUUCUCCUUCUCCAUCUCUCCACCGAUCUCCGAUUCUCACCGAUCCGCUGCUUCCAAUCUCUUCACCCAAGUCUCUCCCAGUUUGGAAGAUUCGUAUGAGGCUUUGAGAGUUUUUGAGAUUCUAUCAAUUCAGAAGAAGCCAAUUGUUACCAAAGACACUUGUCAGAAAGUGUUGGAAAAUCUAGGCUCAUCUUCUUCGCCUCUUAAGGAUGCGUUCUAUGCGUUGAAAGUUAAUGGCAUAUUGAAAUGCAAGGUUGAUGCUGCGAUUUUCAAGGAUAUUGCCUCAAGACUUAAAGCCACCGUCAAUGAUGCAAGUAAUUUGCUUGACAUAUACUACUCAGUUGGAAUUUUGGUUCUUAUCAAGGAUCAGGCUUCUAAUGUUGAUGUUCUUCUUACUGAUGCUAAUGGCGUUUUUCAUUCAAUCAAGGCUCUAAGCCAAAGUGAUGGAAAAUGGCGCUACAGCUCCAAUAAUCCAGAGUCUAGUAUCCAUGCUGCUGGAUUAGCACUUGAAGCGCUUGCUGGAGUGGUUUCACUUGCCUCUUCUGAAAUUGAUCAGAGUAAGGUCAGUAUAGUAAACAAUGGUAUAGUGAAGCUUUUCGACAGCAUUGAGAAAUAUGAUGAUGGAGCAUUUUAUUUUGAUGAGAAAACUGUUAGGGGAUCUGAGCAUCAAGGUUCUCUUUCCGCGACUUCUUCAGUUGUUCGAGGGGUUACUGCAUUUGCUGCAGUAACGUCUGGGAAAAUAAAUGUUCCAAGGGAUACAAUAUUGGGCUUAGCAAAGUUCUUCCUCGGCAUUGGAAUCCCAGGAGAUGCCAAAGACUUCUUCCAUCAAGUUGAAUCGUUAUCUUUUUUAGAGAGCAACAGGAUCUCCAUUCCAUUGAUAUUGUCACUUCCUGAAACAGUUUAUUCAUUGACCAAAAAAGGGCAGCUUAAGGUCAAGGUCAAUACAGUGCUUGGUUCAGCUGCACCACCUCUGACAGUUAAGCUUGUCCGAGCUUCUAGCACUGGUGCAAAAGACUCAGCUAUUAUUGAAAGCAAGGAGCUUCAGUAUGACCAAAAAAGUGGAUUUCAUUUCUUGGAUUCCUUCCCAAACAAUGUUGAUGUGGGAACAUAUGUUUUUGUUUUCGAGAUUGUGCUACAAGAUUCUGAAAGUGACAAAGUUUAUGCUACUGGGGGCCAAAUUCAUGUGCCAAUUUACAUCACUGGAAUUAUUAAAGUUGGCAGUGCAGAAAUAGCAGUUCUGGACAGCGAUCUUGGAAAUGUUGAAACCCAUAAGACGUUGGAUUUGGCUGGAAAUGAUGUUGUUUCACUCUCCGCCACCCACCUUCAGAAGUUGAGGCUUUCUUUCCAAUUGGAAACUCCUCAUGGUCGUGUUUUCAAGCCUCAUCAGGCAUUUUUAACAUUAAGACAUGAAACAAAGAUUGAACACGUGUUUUUGGUUGGAAAUACUGGCAAGAAAUUUGAGAUUAAAUUUGAUUUUCUUGGCUUGGUGGAAAAACUUUUUUAUCUCUCUGGCAAAUAUGAUAUUGAGCUGACUGUUGGUGAUGCUGUCAUGGAGAACUCUUUCUCACGACUACUAGGCCAUGUCGAAUUAGAUCUUCCAGAAGCUCCUGAAAAAGCAGCACGUCCUCCUGCACCACCUGUUGAUCCUUACUCAAGAUAUGGCCCCAAAGCGGAGAUUAAUCACAUAUUCAGGGCUCCUGAAAAGCGGCCACCACAGAAACUUUCUCUUGUGUUUUUGGGUCUGAUCCUUUUGCCAUUCAUUGGCUUUUUGGUCGGGUUGUUACGAUUGGGGGUGAACCUGAAGAAUUUCCCUGGUUCAACAGUACCUGCUACAUUUGCCACCCUUUUCCAUCUUGGUCUUGCUGCAAUUCUGUUGCUUUAUGUACUUUUCUGGUUAAAGCUGGACCUAUUUACCACACUCAAAACACUUGGUCUUUUGGGAGCUUUUACGAUGAUUGUUGGACACAGGAUUCUUUCCCAUCUUGCUUCAACAUCAGCCAAGUUGAAAUCGGCAUGAGCAAAACAAAAAAUGUCUAUUUAUAAAGCGAUAGAAAAUUUGAGUUUUUCCUCUAGAGAGAUGGUACUAAUCCAAUUUUGUAGGACCUUUGUUGUAUUAUGUUAUAACGAAUUUAGAGAUCAUUAUAUUGCACAACUUGAUCAUGGUUUAUUCUGAUGAAGCUAUCAACACAAACCACCUAUUUUAGCAUA